Alexandromys fortis (reed vole) is the source of this 3288-nucleotide messenger RNA. It is a transcript of the gene Znf174, whose product is annotated as zinc finger protein 174. The record is from RefSeq and is a predicted model, not a curated record. The coding region runs from base 641 to 1864 and encodes 407 amino acids. The transcript has 3 exons. NCBI's taxonomy places the organism in Eukaryota, Metazoa, Chordata, Mammalia, Rodentia, Cricetidae.
CGUGUUCUUGGGGUCCUGGUCUCCAGGCUCCGAACGGGUGGGUCGCCCGCUGGGGGGCGAAGGGUUCUGAGCUGGCUCAGCUCGCCGCAGGUGGCUACUGGAGCUGACACCCAGGACCGCGGUGGAUCUGCGCGCCCCCUUGCUGCAGCAUCGCCUGGCUGAGCUGCGGAGCUGCACUCGCUACCCUUGGCGGGCUGUGGCCUCGCCUAGCUCUGCGCUUUUGCUCUCAGAGGUACUGGAGGUCGGAGUCUGCAGGAUGCUGAAGAGUUGGUGCGAGCUGUGCGCAUGACAGCUUGAACUUUCUUGGGGAUUCCUCUACCAGCCCGUUAGAUCGUGUCAUGCAUGUCACCAGAUAACAAAAUUAAAUAUUCCCUCCAGUGCCCUUUUGGAAUAUUUUGACUUCUCUCCUUAAAAACUGACGAAAAGACCAACUCCUCCCACUGUCAGGAACUAUCUUGUCUUCAGAGUCUGGGAUAAGGGCUUGCAAAUGAGAAAGCUAUCUAUGUCUCUGCGGUCCUUCCACCCCUAACGCUCCCAGAGGAGCUUCGUUCCUACCGUUUUUCUAGCCUUCAGAGAGAUUUCUCCAGAGCAAUGACCCAGAAGACUUGAUUAGAGUGACGUUGUUUCCUGGGCCCCCAAAAUGGCAGCUAAAAUGGAGAUAACUUUGAGUACCUACACUGAGGAUUCUGACAGGCAAGAGAGACACAUCAUAAUGAAGCUGGAGGAGAAACGUGGGCCCGCUCAGCAAAAAGCUGGCCCCGAUCCUGAGCUUUCCCGCCAGAGCUUCAGACACUUUUGUUAUCAGGAGGUGUCUGGACCCCAGGAAGCGCUCUCCCGCCUUCGACAGCUCUGCAGACAGUGGCUGCAGCCUGACCUACACACUAAAGAGCAGAUUUUGGAGCUCCUAGUGAUGGAGCAGUUUCUGGUCAUCCUUCCUCCAGAGAUCCAGGCGCAGGUCAGGCAUCGAUAUCCAAUGAGCAGCAAGGAGAUCGUGACGCUGGUGGAAGAUUUGCACAGAGCAUCCAAAAAACCAAAGCAGUGGGUGGCUGUUUGUCUGCAAGGGCAGAAGGUGCUCCUGGAGAGAACAGCAGCUCAGCCUGGAGAACAAGAACUUCCAGACUUUGGGCCCCAAACUCAUAGCAGAGAUAUUCAAGAGAACUCCCUGGAAGAACCUUCCUGGGAAGGGUCUCAUGCCCAGCUGAGUCCCCAUCAUUGGGAGAAAUAUCCCUUCUACCAGGAACCAGUUCUCAAACUGACCGAGACAGAGGCCUCCAAGACGAGAAGAGACAAGGAAAACCCACAACAGGAAGGGGCAAAAGGAACAGAGACACAUGCGGUGUCACCCGCGAGAUCCAAAGUGGGUAGUCUGCACGGCCCUGAAGCAAGAUGGGUGAGCACGAGUGAACCCCAAUUGUCACAGAGGCAGGCCAGACCCCCAAAUGCUCAGAAGGCAUUUGCUCACUACCAGAGGCACUGCAGAGAACUGGACUAUAUCAGCAACCCCCUCAGAGGCUACCCACUGAGAGAGUUAAAGAAAAGCAAAAGAGGCAGAAGAGGCCUGAGCAGCCUUCUGCAGUGUCUUAGCCACCAGGCGGCCCACGCGGCAAAGAAACCUUACAAAUGCGAUGACUGUGGGAAGAGCUUCACGUGGAAUUCAGAGCUGAAGCGACAUAGGCGAGUACACACAGGAGAGAGACCCUACGUCUGUGGGGAGUGCGGAAACCGCUUUGGGAGGCAGUCAACUCUGAAACUGCACCAGAGAAUCCACACUGGGGAGAAACCAUACCAGUGCAGCCAGUGUGGGAAAAGCUUUCGCCAAAGCUCAAAUCUCCACCAGCACCACAGGCUCCACCAUGGGGACUAAACAGGUGCUGAGUGCUUUAGAGGCCCAGGGAAGGGCGGACCUGUCUCUCCUUUUCCUUACUUGCAGGUAAAUCACAGAGCAAGGGGCCCUUGGGGAGUGAUGGAGCCUGUCUGCAAAGCUGCCUGAUCCGGGUGUUGGGGAAGGAGAACUGUAUUGUCAGCAGAGUGGGGACUAGUUACUGAGAAUAGUUAGGCUGAGCCACAAGCGGUUUUAAUUAAUUUAAUCGCUCAUUAAUUAAAUUCUUCAUGUUGCUUUGUCUUAUAAAAUACAGUUCUCAUGUGCACUCUUGAGCAGCUCACUAGAAUUUCAAGAAAACACUCACUGGGGAGACCUCUAAUAGUCUUUCUGCAACUAACCUUUUUGUUGUUGGUGGUGUUUUUCAUUAAUUUUUAUUUAUUUUUGAGGCAGGGUUUCUCUGCCCUGGCUAUCCUGGAACUCAUUCUGUCGGCCAGGCUGGCCUCAAACUCAGAGAUCUGCCUGCCUCUGCCUCCCCAGUGCUUUGAUUAAAGGCGUGCGCCACCAACUGGUAGAUAGCACCUUUAUUAAAAAGUUGUAUUUGAGGGAUCUUUUUUUUUUAUAGCAAACUUUUGAUUUACUUCAGUCCCAAGAUACAAGGAAAAGCUCCAGGGAGAAGUAAAUAGUGUUCUGGUAGACAGGGGAAUCCUGCCUGUUUUUUCUCAAGUAAGACAUUAGCUUUAAGACUGUGACUGGCAUUUUCAGUGUUUACAACUAGAUUAUGGUGAUGGCUACACAACUCAGUGACUCCAGGAAAAUUACUGAAAUAGGUUAAUUUAUGAUAAGUACUUGGACAGCAUUUUUUAAAUGACAGAAUACUAUAUUUAUAUAGUGUUAGUGUUUCAAAACUGGGUCAGGGACACCAUCCUGUGCCAAACUCUUGUUUCCUCAAAGUAGACAGUAGAACCCAGUCAGUACCACUCUAGGCGAGGCAUCCUCUUCCUCGGUCAGGCAGACAGGAUGCAUACUUUGUACAAACAGUAGGAGGUGGCCGUCCAAGCCACUGCCUUUAUCUUCAGUAUCAGCCUGUCCUUACUUCUUCCCCAGCCCGCAUACGAGUACUAGCUGGAACCUAUAGUUCUCCCCACCAAGCACACAUACCCUUCCCUUAAGGGCAGCUUCACUGUUGUCUCUGGGUAACUUCUGAGUCUCAGUCAUGUCUGUAUCCGUUCUAUAGCUGCUGUAACAAAUGACCGCGAGCUUGGUGGCUUAACCCAAAAUUUCUCUUGUACGACUGGAAGAAGCUAAAGUCUGGAAUCAGCUUCACUCGUCCAGAAUCACCUUGGGCAGGGCUUUCUUUCCUUCUGGAAACCCUGAGAGGUGGAUCAGCUUCCUUGACUUUUUCAGCUUCUAGCAGCCUCCGACAUUCUUGGACUCAUGACCCCUUCAUCCUCAAAGUACAUGUUUUU